Messenger RNA from Brachypodium distachyon (stiff brome), 963 nucleotides. RefSeq names its product probable WRKY transcription factor 75. Gene Ontology annotation, molecular function: sequence-specific DNA binding; DNA-binding transcription factor activity. Bases 153 to 779 code for a protein of 208 amino acids. The record is from RefSeq and is a predicted model, not a curated record. The transcript has 2 exons. Gene Ontology annotation, biological process: regulation of DNA-templated transcription. NCBI's taxonomy places the organism in Eukaryota, Viridiplantae, Streptophyta, Magnoliopsida, Poales, Poaceae.
UCAAAGUGAGAAUUAACGAGAAAAAGGCAUGGGCUAUAUAUUAUCCUAUAUAAACCUGGUUGUAACUUGUAAAACUCUUUCAGUUCCCCAACUACUUCAUCUGUCUCUCUGAUCUCUCUCUCUUUUCCUAACACACAGACGGUUCACAAGCCAUGGAAAAUUAUUCUAAUCUCUUUUCGACGCAGCCCUCUUCUUCUACGUCCAACUCCUACCACUUCAUGGGUACUUCAGCCGCCGCGAGCAGCCAUGACCGUCACCACCACGGACAACCGUGCAACAGCGGCGGCAGCUUGAGCCAUGGCUUGUUCUCCAACUCAAAGCAGCAGCAGGAUGGUGGUGAUGAAGGUGCAAGAAGUAGUCCACAUGGCCGGGGAGAAUCUUCGGCAGGGCCUGAUGGCACGGGCGGUGAGGCGGAUGUCGUCGUUGAGAAGAAGAAAGGCGAGAAGAAGGAGCGGCGACCUCGGUAUGCCUUCCAGACGCGCAGCCAGGUCGACAUCCUCGACGACGGCUACCGGUGGAGGAAAUACGGGCAGAAGGCCGUCAAGAACAACAACUUCCCCAGGAGCUAUUACAGGUGCACGCACCAAGGGUGCAACGUGAAGAAGCAGGUGCAGCGGUUGUCGCGUGACGAAGGGGUGGUGGUGACCACGUACGAGGGCACACACACGCACCCCAUCGAGAAGUCCAACGACAACUUCGAGCAUAUCCUCACUCAGAUGCAGGUCUACUCAGGGCUCAACAACGUCCCCACAGCCUUUAGCAACCACAUGUUUCAAUGAACGUAACCAAGCGACGCAAAACCAGAGAUUUUGUUGAUUUGUACAUUAACCCUAGAGAUGUACGUACGAAAUUAAGAGAGUAAUAAGCGUGUGUGAUUUCAUAGCUGGAUGCAAGCGUGAUUCACUCAUUUCAUGAGUUUCCCAUGUUUCUACCCAAAUAUACAUAGACGGACCGAUGAAGUGA